Molecule: messenger RNA, 1725 nt
Organism: Cucurbitaria berberidis CBS 394.84
Lineage: Eukaryota; Fungi; Ascomycota; Dothideomycetes; Pleosporales; Cucurbitariaceae
Product: glycoside hydrolase family 16 protein
Exons: 3
Coding region: 1-1725 (574 amino acids)
Biological process (GO): glucan catabolic process
Molecular function (GO): hydrolase activity, hydrolyzing O-glycosyl compounds
Source: RefSeq, a predicted model, not a curated record
AUGCGUUUCUUCUCCACCUUCGCUUCAGCUGCGGCCCUUUUUGAACUGAGCAUAGCUGGCUAUGUUCUGGAAGACGAUUACAUGACCGAUUUCUAUGGUGGAUUCGACUUCUUCACUGGGGCAGAUCCGACGGAAGGCUUCGUGCAAUAUGUCGACGAGGCGACAGCGCGACAGACGAACCUUAUCAACGCAUCUAUGACUACAGCGGUACAGUGGGGCGUUGACUCCCAGAAAAAGACUCCAAAAGGAAGACCUAGUGUACGGAUUGAAAGUAAAAAAACGUACGAUAGUGGACUGAUCGUCCUGGAUGUUGCGCACAUGCCGUUUGGUUGCGGCACCUGGCCUGCCUUCUGGACUGUCGGGCCCAACUGGCCAAAGAAUGGAGAAAUCGACAUUCUCGAAGGUGUCAACGAAAUGGAUCACAACGGCAUGACUCUGCACACUGGCCCGAACUGUGCGAUCGGCCAAGACACCGCUCAAUUCUCGGGAGAAGUCACUACACCAAACUGUGACGUCGCCGCCGAAGAUCAGUCAAAGAACGUCGGAUGCAGCAUUAAGCACCCAUCUAAACAAAGCUACGGCGCCGGCCUGAACAAAAUUGGAGGAGGUGUAUAUGCGACGCAGUGGACCGCAGACGCUAUCAGCGUUUACUUCUUCCCGCGCGACUCGAUUCCCGCGGAUGUACUUGGCGACAGCCCGGAUCCCAGCGGUUGGGGCUUACCAGCGGCAAAGUUCACGGGUAGCUGCGAUAUUGAGAAGACAUUCAAGGAGCAGAAGAUUGUCUUCGAUACAACGUUCUGCGGCCAGUGGGCUGGCAAGAUCUGGGGAAGUGGGUCUUGCGCGAAGAAGGCGACUACGUGCGAGGAAUAUGUGAGGGACAACCCAGAGGCAUUUGCGGAGGCAUACUGGACAGUCAAUGCGUUGAAGGUGUAUCAGGACAAUGGCGAGGCAACUAAUCCGUCCCCGCCUACGAAACCGAGCCAGAGCAUUGCCAUCUCGCUACCUCUACCUAUCCCGACGAAUAAUAGUAGCUUCUCCACUAGAGCACCCCCAAGCCUCCCUAAGACAUCUGCGCCGGUUCCUAUCUCGACAGCUUCCGAUGUCGUUGCACCUGUUCCUACCACCGACACCAGUUCGAAGGUACCUUCAGAGACUGCCAUAGUCUCUGCUACGCGACUACCUAACAAUGGAUCUGCUUCACGCGUUUCGUCUGCUAGUCUUCCAAAUUCCAAGACACAAGCAGGAUCCGGCUCUGCGAGGCAAACACGGGCUACUGGGGCACCAAUCGCAGCACCAACUGGCGCGAAUGGCAUGCCUGGCUUUCAGUGGCCGCUUGGUGGAGCCGGCCAACCUGGUAAUGCACCUACCACGACUGCUGUUGCAUCACCCUCGAAAGUCACUCAAUCACCAGUCCAGAACACGACUAUCGGUUCUGUCGCCGCUUCUUCAACGGCGCAGAGUGUCGCCCAGCCUUCAGCUAUACCUGUGGUAUCCAAUGCGCCUGCCCCAAUACCCACUGACACCAAAGACGCUCCUCUAGCGAUCCUAUCCGUGCCCAUCGUCACCGAUAUUGUCGAAGCAAUACAGACGGUAUAUCACACGGUGUAUGUUACUGUUCCUAGUGCCGCGGAAGAGACGCCAGCCCCUGCUGCGAAGAAGGCACGGAUGGCGAGGCAUAUUAGGGAGCACAGGCAAAGGCUGACAAGACAUAAUAUGCGGAUGUGA